GUUUGUUUUGGUGUGAGCAAAUUUGUUGAAGAACAUAUUCAAGACAGAGACUAGAUCAUGUGAAUGAAAUCUUGGAAGAUGGUGCUGAGACGCAGUAAAUAUAUCCUCAAUGUGCGGCUAAUAGGAAAAGUUGCUGUGGCACUUGCGAGUGUGAUGUGCUACUGUGAAUUUCUGCAUUAUUAUAUUGUGUUGUUUCAAUGUCAUUGGCCAGAACUUGAUCCGAAGUUAACUGUUCAAGACAUAAAAAAUGAUGCAGGCCCAUUACGCGUUAUGGUCUUGGCUGACACUCACUUACUUGGAACGAGAAAUGGCCACUGGUUUGAUAAGCUACGAAG
Penaeus vannamei (Pacific white shrimp) is the source of this 335-nucleotide messenger RNA. The record is from RefSeq and is a predicted model, not a curated record. Lineage: Eukaryota; Metazoa; Arthropoda; Malacostraca; Decapoda; Penaeidae.